AUUCAAAACGCCGGAAGUGACUACGGAGGCCGGGAGGCUUGGCGUGAAGGAUCCGCGACGGGAGGCCGCGAUGAGCGACAUGGUGGAGAGGACGCUCACGGCGCUGCCGGGGCUCUUCCUGCAGAACCAGCUGGGAGGGCCUGCGGCCUCCAGAGCUCCCUUCUUCUCCAGGCUGGGCGGCCUCAUCCGCGGCGUCACUGCGCUCUCGUCCAAGCACGAAGAAGAGAAAUUGAUCCAGCAGGAACUGAGCAGCCUGAAGGCGACUGUUUCCGCUCCGACUACAACACUGAAAAUGAUGAAGGAAUGUAUGGUGAGACUUAUAUAUUGUGAAAUGCUUGGCUAUGACGCUUCCUUUGGAUAUAUACAUGCAAUCAAGUUGGCCCAACAAGGAAACCUCUUGGAAAAAAGAGUGGGUUAUUUGGCUGUUUCUUUAUUUCUACAUGAAAGUCAUGAACUUUUGCUUCUUCUUGUGAAUACAGUGGUAAAGGACCUGCAGAGCACUAACCUGGUAGAAGUAUGUAUGGCCCUUACUAUUGUCAGCCAGAUUUUCCCUCGAGAAAUGAUUCCAGCUGUUCUUCCAUUAAUAGAAGACAAACUUCAGCAUUCUAAGGAGAUUAUACGAAGAAAAGCAGUUCUGGCAUUAUACAAAUUUUAUGUCAUUGCCCCUAAUCAAGUACAACAUAUCCAUACUAAAUUUCGGAAAGCACUUUGUGACAGAGAUGUUGGUGUCAUGGCUGCCUCUUUGCAUAUAUACCUUAGGAUGAUUAAGGAAAAUUCCUCUGGAUAUAAAGAUCUGACUGAGAGUUUUGUGACAAUUUUAAAGCAAGUGGUAGGAGGAAAGCUCCCACUUGAGUUUAGUUACCACAGUGUGCCAGCACCGUGGUUACAGAUCCAGCUCUUGAGAAUACUGGGACUGCUGGGAAAGGACGAUCAAAGGACAAGUGAAUUAAUGUAUGAUGUUCUUGAUGAAUCCUUACGAAGAGCCGAGUUAAAUCACAAUGUCACUUAUGCUAUUCUGUUUGAAUGUGUACACACAAUCUAUUCUAUUUAUCCUAAGUCAGAAUUACUUGAGAAGGCUGCCAAGUGCAUUGGAAAAUUUGUUCUGUCACCUAAAAUAAACCUCAAAUAUUUAGGACUGAAGGCUCUUACCUAUGUUAUCCAGCAGGAUCCUUCUCUGGCUCUUCAGCACCAGAUAACCAUAAUUGAAUGCCUAGACCACCCUGAUCCCAUUAUUAAAAGAGAGACUCUGGAACUUCUUUACAGAAUUACCAAUGCACAGAAUGUGACAGUUAUUGUACAGAAAAUGCUUGAAUAUUUGCAUCAGAGCAAAGAAGAGUAUAUCAUCAUCAACUUGGUUGGCAAAAUAGCUGAGCUGGCCGAGAAAUAUGCUCCUGACAAUGUGUGGUUUAUUCAGACAAUGAAUGCUGUGUUUUCAGUGGGCGGAGAUGUGAUGCACCCUGAUAUCCUCAGUAACUUCCUGAGACUGCUAGCGGAAGGUUUUGAUGAUGAAACAGAAGAUCAACAAUUAAGAGUCUAUGCAGUUCAGUCUUACCUUACUUUACUAGAUAUGGAAAAUACUUUCUAUCCACAGAGAUUUCUUCAAGUUAUGAGUUGGGUGUUAGGAGAAUAUUCCUACCUCUUAGGUGAAGAAAGUGCAGAGGAAGUUAUAACCAGGCUCUACAAGUUACUUAUGAGUGACUCCAUUUCUUCAGAAACAAAAGCCUGGUUGAUUGCUGCAGUGACCAAGCUGACACCCCAAGCACAUUCUUCUCAUAUAGUUGAGAAAUUAAUCCAAGAAUUCACUGUGUCUUUGGAUACUUGUCUAAGACAGCAUGCAUUUGAAUUGAAGCAUCUGCAUGAAAAUGUGGAACUUAUGAAGACCUUGCUUCAAGAUACUCAGAAUUGUGAAGACACAGUGGUGGAUGCUUCUUUAUCUUUUCUGGAUGGUUUUGUAGCUGAAGGUCUCAGUCAGGGGGCAGCACCUUACAAACCGCAUCACCAGCGCCAAGAGGAACAGCUUUCUCAAGAAAAAGUUCUCAAUUUUGAACCAUAUGGACUAUCAUUUUCAUCAUCUGGCUUCACUGGACGACAGUCACCUGCUGGCAUUUCUCUGGGCUCAGAUAUAUCUGGAAAUAGUGCUGAAACGGGACUGAAAGAGACAAGUAGCUUGAAGCUGGAAGGUAUAAAGAAAUUAUGGGGCAAAGAGGGCUAUCUCCCCAAAAAGGAGAGCGCAACUGGUGAUAAAAUGGAAGUGCCGCAUGCUCCUGGGGAGGGUACAACAAUGGAGAAUGUCAGCCAGGCCACAGCCAGAAAGGACCAAGCUCAAGGCCUCACCCAAUCUACAGAGGAGAAAGAAAAGCAGUUGUUGGCAUCCUCACUGUUUGUUGGACUUGAACCAGAAAAUACAAUCAAUUUGUUGGGAAAAGCAGACCUCGUGUCUCACAAGUUCAGGAGGAAAUCAAAAUUCAAGGUCUCCCAAAAUGACAAGACCCAAAAUGACAAGAUACCCAGUGCUCAUAACCCUGCCUCCUCCGCCCUCAGCUCUGUAUCAGCUGUGGCCCGUGGGGAUGAUGACUAUCUGAGUGCUUUGAAUAGAGGGGACACUGAACUCAGUGCAGAGCUCUUGGGUUCUGAGUCUUUGUCAGAGCUGUCCUCCGUUGAAAAACUCUCAAGUGUCAGCUCUCCUGCGCCUUCUUUGUUUGCUGAUGACAACAUGGAGGUUUUCCACCCCUCGUCAUCCUCCACAGCUUCAGCUGCAGCCUCUCUGUUAGAAGAAACUCUGGAGCGUGGGCAUUCAAGUCCCAUGGAAAUCUGUAGUGAUGACACAGUGUCAGUGUCUUCUUACAAAAUUUGGAAGGAUGAUUGUUUAUUGGUGGUCUGGGCAGUCACUAGUAAGACUGAUUCAGAGGUGACAAAUGCUAAGUUAGAAAUUUUUCCUGUGGAAAACUUCAAGAUCAUUGAGCAACCUGGAUGCUGUUUGCCUGGGAUGGAAAGCUCCACAUCUUUUCAGUAUGGUGUGCAGAUGGAAAGCCCUUCUGUAGAGGGGACUCUCUGUGGUGUUAUAAAUUACCAGAUGAUGGAUGCACAUUCUCUUCAGUUGGAAUUUUCCAUGAACUUAUCAUUAUUAGAUUUUAUUAGGCCAUUAAAGAUCUCAACUGAAGACUUUGGCAAACUCUGGUUGGCCUUAGCAAAUGAUGUGAAGCAAACUAUAAAAAUACCAGAGCCUCAAGUUGCCUUGGCUUCUGUCCUAACAGAGCUGCAGCAGAAGCUGGGACUUCAUGUCAUUGACGUCGUAGGCAAUGAAGGGCUGUUGGCAUGUAAGCUGCUCCCAUCCACCCCGUGUGUUCUGCACUGCCGAGUGCACGCCGAUGCGGUGGCCCUGUGGUUCCGGUCCUCCUGCUCGGCUCUUCCAGACUAUUUAUUGUGUCGCUGUCGGAAGGUGAUAGAGACGUCCUAGCACUGCUCUGCUCAGUUUACUUUCUCACACAAAUGGUUUACAUUUAUAAACCUACCAAAGUACAAAGAACUCAUGGUACUUCUGAUGGAAAUGGGGAUUAUUGUAAGGUUCGGUUUAUGCGUCUUCUUCUUGAUUUCUGAUAAGGAUAAUCCCCAAGAAACUGUGUCACUAAUUUUUUUACUCAGGAUUGUACAGUAUGUUUGGGUUUCCCCAAAUGACCUAAGCUAAUGUUAUAAAAUAUAAUGAUUUAUAUAUCACUUAAUGUGAAGGAACUGAAAAUAUUUAUUUUGUUAUAAGUGUUUUAUAACAGGUUUAUUCUAGCAUUAACUGAUUUCUAAUAAAGCCAAGACUCAGUUCUCCUCUUUGAUGCAGGGACACAUGAGAUUGGCUUUGGAAUGUGGUGUUUGUUGUGGGAAAAGGUGUGCUCUCGGUUCUGUUUUACUAGGUCAGUGUUAAACUCAGACGGCCUAGCACAUGCUAACGGUUGUAGGAAAUUCAUGAGCAUGCUGGGUAUUGGGCAGAUCCAAUCUGCAUUUUGGGUUUUUUUUUACUUUUUAACUUGUUAUACUUAAUUUUAAGUAAUUUGGCCAUAAAGUACAUCUGUUUGCUAUUAGAUCCAUUUGGCAAUUAAAUUCUGUGACCAUACUCUAAAUGGUCAAUUAAUUUUUCAUGGCUCUUAAAACUACUAGUAUUCAGUGGAUGUAGAUGCAGUAGUAACCAUGUAAAUAUAUUGUUUUCAUGUUGUAUUUGUGCAAAUAAGGCCUCUGUUAAUAAAAGAAGAUGUUGUGCCUCGUAUGUAUGAUGGGCCAAAAUCCUGAGAUUGUAUAUUAACUGAAAUAGUAUUUUAUAAAAACUUAUGGUGCUGUGGGAAAUAUUUAUUUUACCAUUUCUGGUACUUCACCAUUGAAACUAUUCAGGUAAUACAACCUUUAAGUCAUUACUAUUCUAGCUCGCAGGACUGGCUGUCACCCAGGUCAGGCACUCUGGGUUUAGGUUAUCUCAAUAUUUGCUGAUCAAGAUGCUAAUGAGCCAGUAGAUCUCAGUCAUCUGUAGUUAGAGCAAAAGAAAUAUAGUAUUUUUUAAAUUAAUUUUUAGGUAUUCAUUUUAAAAUAUAACAUUUUGUUAAUUUCUCUUUUAAAAACAUAUAGUUAGCUGAGUGGUGGUGGCAUAUACUUUUAAAUCCCAGCACUCCAGAGACAGAGGCAGUAGGAGUUCUGUGAGUUCAAGACCAGCCUGGUCUACAAAGCAAGUUCCAGGACAGCCAAAGCUACACAGAGAAACCCUGUCUCAAACCCGCCCCCAAGAAACUCACAAAAAUUAAAUAAAUAAACAAGUAAAUAAAAACCUGCAGUUAAACCUUGCUAAAAGAGCAAUAGGUGACUAGAAUUUCCUGUGUGUCAGGUUUCUCCCUUUGAGUAGAAAACCAGGCACGUUAUCAGCCUCAGCACUUUCAUGAUAAAGGGACUCCAGAGCGCCAGCUUCGCGUUGUCUUUCAGCAGCCCUCCCGGCUCCCUAGCCUCAGUCUCACGGUGGCAGAGCAGGGCAGCGUUUGGUACAGGAGACUCUCCUUAGCGUAUGCUUUCAGGUAUUUAUGUGCUACCUGAGGUGGAUCGGUUGGGGAGGGGUGGGGUACAGUAUCUAAACUCACAGGGAGAGCAGUUCCAAGAGAUCAUAGUUUUGUUUGUUUUCUGCUACUUUGUUACAAGGUAUGCUCAUGAGAGCAGCAGUAAUUGUCAUGAAACAUGCUUGACCUAAGAAACAGCUUAAUAGUGCAUGUGGGAUGGUAGGUUUGGGGUUCAGGGAUAAUUUUAGAUCUGCCAAAGGGAACAAAGUGUCACUUUUGUUCUUUCUGAACCCACUAAGUAAAAUGUAAGGUAACAGGGUUUCUACUGAAAUGUUUAAUAUGAUGUUUACAACGUUUAUGAAUUUGAAAACUAAUGAUUAUAAUAGAAAAGAGUAUAUAUUUAAAAACCUUGGGUCAGUAUAUAUUCUAUCUAAACUCAUUGAAGUAUGUUCUGAAUCAGACAUCAUCAACCUUUUUGCGUUGUAGGAGAUAUGAUCAUAAAGUAGGGAGAAUUUUAGAUCUAGUCUCUUUAUAAUCACAAUUCAGCCAAUAAAGGUAAUACUUGGGAGAAGAAGGGCUGUGUGCUUCAUGCUAGGAUGGAUUGGCAGCAGGCCUGAGGCUGGGGACACAAAGGAAGACAGGAAAAGCAUUGAGAGUCAUCCCCAGAAGGUCAGCAGAAAAGCUGCGUGGGUGUGAGAGGACCCUGUGUUGGUUCUGCCAGAGAAACCGGAGGAGAAGCUGGGCGGUUAAUGAGAGCUCGGGUGCCAAGCUUGCCAGGCGCUACAUUUGCUCUGCAGGUGAGUGCUAGCAAAAUUCUCCUAAAAUCCUCCAGGUCGAUUGUGUGAAACUGCAGUAUUUUAAUUUCAUUUUACUGUUCUUUUAUUUUCUGUGGAUAACCAUGGUCUUCGUCGCAUGGUAAGCCACUAGAAGUGCACUGAAUCUGUUCAUGUGUCUUUAAGCUGUUUCCUUGCAGAAUUUUAGGGCAAAACAAUGCAAGUGAAUAGCAACUUAAUAUGCAUUUUUUUUUACUUUGUUUUGGCAUUGAACUCUGUAAUUUUAAAAACUUCAAUUGAAUGUAUAAUAAAAAUAUAUCUAUGCUUUUCUGGGUAUAUAUCUUCUUUA
Alexandromys fortis (reed vole) is the source of this 6143-nucleotide messenger RNA. It is a transcript of the gene Ap4e1, whose product is annotated as adaptor related protein complex 4 subunit epsilon 1. Gene Ontology annotation, cellular component: AP-4 adaptor complex; membrane coat. Gene Ontology annotation, molecular function: cargo adaptor activity. Gene Ontology annotation, biological process: intracellular protein transport; vesicle-mediated transport. The record is from RefSeq and is a predicted model, not a curated record. The coding region runs from base 71 to 3457 and encodes 1128 amino acids. Lineage: Eukaryota; Metazoa; Chordata; Mammalia; Rodentia; Cricetidae. The transcript has 21 exons.